AUGGCAACUACGAGAAAUCUCGGAAAAAGAAAACGUGGGAAGCAAAGCGAGUCAAGCAGUCAAAGAACCGCUUACAGGCCGAGGAAUAUCCCAGAUCAGCCUGAAGAUCAACCGGAAUCAAGUCUGAAUGCAUCUCGGAAAAGAAGGGCGGAUCUCCCUAAUUCGGAGACAGCUGUCAAAAAGAGAUCUAAAGGCAAGCAAAAGGAGGAAAGUGUUAUAGUUGAUCUUCAAGACGAUACUUUAAUGACUUGGGAAAACGAAGAAGGUGAUUUUAUAACAAUGGAGGAAGGUAAAGAAAAAGAUAAGCAAGAAGAGGAUGAGGAAGACGACGAGGACGAGGACGAAAUUGACUGGGAAACGGUUCACUUACCACCUACGCUUCCUGAACAAAUGCAUGUUGAAGAAUCAGCAACCGAUGUUGUUUAUAAGGAUGUCGAGGUUGUGUUUGAGACGCCAAGAGCAGUGUUGAAAAAAUCCAAAUGGGAAAUAGAAUAUCAACGUAACCUACGUGAAUGGAUACAUCAUGGCCAUGUUAUAGCAUUAACAGCGCAUUAUAUCAUACGCAAUAGAUGGUGUUCAAGCAACAAGAUAAAAUCCCAGUGCUUAAAGAUUGUGCCUGAUCAUGCAAGAAAUCUUUUAUCCAAAGAAACGUCAGAAUCAGGUGUGAUUACUGGCAUUAAAUGGCUAUUGAACUGGUGGAGCAAUUAUUUUUCAGUCACUGGUCCAGGAUUAAUAACUCGACCAUACAGUGACUUUGCUGAUAUAAAUUACGACGUUUUACAAGAGAUGAUCUUAAAGCACGAAUCAAACGAGAAUGCCGACUGGAUUGAUAGUUUGGAUGAUUUUGUAAACUUACUUUCAAAAAAGGAAGGGACGAGUGAUACAUGCGCCGAGUUAUUCGUUGCAGUUUUAAGAUUCUGUGGUUGUGAUGCUCGAUUAGUAUGCUCACUUCAACCAGUACCACACAAGAUACCAUCCGAGAGUGCAUCCAAAAAGAAAAGCGGAAAGGGACAAAAUGGCGCUGAAAAGGACGGAAGUAAUGCAGAAGAAACAGAUGAAAAAUCAAACCUACUAUUUCAAUUUCGUACGCCAACAAAGUCUUAUGUGAAUCCCAACGUACAACUAAGGCAAAAGAACGCAAAGCCUCCUUGUGUGUGGGCUGAAGUUUACUGUCCAGAGUCAAAGAAAUGGAUAUGUGUUGAUCCAGUCAGAGGAAUCAUCAAUAAACCUGCAUUGAUGGAACCUGCUACGUUAAAUCGUAGUAAUCAGCUAUCAUAUGUAUUAGCAAUGGAUGACAAAAAAAGGCACAAUAUUACUGAUGUCACUAGACGAUAUACGUCGAAUUUGGAAAAAGCAAUACGAAUUAGAGAUAGACCGCUUACAAAACGCGAACAAAGUUCUGGUUUAAAGCCUUGGUCUGAAGUAUUCCUUGCUAUGAUCUGUCACAAGCCAAAAAUGGGAGAGAAGGAAAGACUUGAAAUACAAGAUUUGGAAAAACAAGAAAAGAAGGAGAGAAUGCCUACGAGUAUAGGUGGUUUCAAAAAUCAUCCACUGUAUGCCUUAGAGAGACAUUUGAAGAAAUUCGAAGUGCUAUAUCCAAAGGAGCCUGUGUUGGGAAGUAUCAGAGGAGAAAAGAUAUAUCCUCGACAGUGUGUGAAAACGGUGGCCACUGCGGAUAGUUAUAGAAAGCAGGGAAGAGAAAUAAUUGAAGGUGAGCAACCUAUCAAGAUGGUAAAGUCGCUAGCAACAACUUUGGAGAAGAAAAGACUUCAGGAGAUGGCAAAACAAGAUGGACAGGAAGUGUUGGUUCCUUGUUAUGGUGAAUGGCAAACGCGGAAAAUUGUGCCUGAUCCUGUUGUGAAUGGGAAAGUGCCUAAAAAUGCUUAUGGUAAUAUUGAUCUAUUUACACCGGAGAUGUUGCCGCCAGGAGCUGUUCAUAUCCCAAUUAAUGGCCUUGGAAAGGUUGCCAAAAUGCUUGGCAUCGACUAUGCUGAUGCAGUAACAGGAUUUGAGUUUACAAAGAUGCGCUCAGUACCUAUUAUCGAUGGUAUAGUGGUUGCAGAAGAGUACCAGUAUGUUCUUAUGGAGGCACUUGAAGAACAAGAAAAGAAUGAUGCAUUAAAAGCUAUUGAAAAACAAGAAAAGGAAGUUUAUUUACGCUGGAGAAAGUUGGUUAAGAGAUUGAUUAUUAAAGCGCGUGUAGACAGUGAAUACGGUGUCAGCAAGGAUGCCAGCAGGAGAGAUCAUAAUGAUGAUGUAUGGGCUGUCUAUAGUGCUACUAGUAAUGAUAAUAAUGAUACAUACCCUGGUGGAGGUUUUUUACCAGAAGAUAAUGAAUGA
Messenger RNA from Rhizopus microsporus ATCC 52813, 2340 nucleotides. Its product is annotated as Rad4-domain-containing protein. Gene Ontology annotation, cellular component: cytoplasm; nucleotide-excision repair factor 2 complex; XPC complex. NCBI's taxonomy places the organism in Eukaryota, Fungi, Mucoromycota, Mucoromycetes, Mucorales, Rhizopodaceae. The record is from RefSeq and is a predicted model, not a curated record. Gene Ontology annotation, molecular function: single-stranded DNA binding; damaged DNA binding. The transcript has 7 exons. Gene Ontology annotation, biological process: mismatch repair; nucleotide-excision repair. Bases 1 to 2340 code for a protein of 779 amino acids.